GAGUGGAGGAGGAGGGAGAGGGAGAGAGGAAGUGGAGAGGAGAGAGGCUGGGACAGAGAGAGGUAGGGGAUCCGGAGCAGGGAACCAGGGCUCCGGACGAUGAGGAGAGGCUCCGGGGAUCUGCUGCCUAGGUUUACGAGCGUGGGACGGGGUGGACAUUGAGAGUCCAGUGUCCGGCCACCUCCGGCGGGGCAUGGCUUGCGUCGCCCCUCUUCUGCUCUUGGCCGUGUUCACCCCGAGCUGGGGCGCCGAUCAUGCUGUGUGGGACCGCAGCGGGGACGGCCAACCUACCGCCCACCCUCUGCUCUACUUCGAGCCGCGGGACGUGAAGAGCCUCCGGCAGAAAGCUCGGGGAAGCCACUCCUCUGUCAGCCGGGCCAUCCGAGCGGCCGUGAAGACCAUGUUGGCCAAGAACACCAUCUACCUGCCUCCCGCCGACCACCAGGACUUCACGGCCAAGUGGAACGAGGUGUACGGCAACAAUCUGGGAGUCCUGUCGCUCUACUGCCUGUUGUACCCCGAGGACGGCGACGCGCUAGAAUUCGCCCUGACCUACUUGGACCGAAUGGCCUCUUACCCUCGCUGGCAGGUGAGGACGGCCCCAAACGACGAGGUACCGGUGGCUCACUCUCUCAGCGGCUUCGCCACCGCUCUGGAUUUUCUCUACCCCGUCCUGGACGAGGCCAGGAGACAGACCUACCUCGAGAAGAUCCACGCAGUUACCGUGGAACUCUACGAGUUCUCCAAGUACCGGGCUUGGGGCAAACACUUCCUCCACAACCAUCAGGCCACCAAUGUCCUAGCCCUAUUGAUCGGAGCCUUGGUUCUCAGCCCUCACCAACCCCAGACCGCCUUGCUUUGCAAGCAAUUCGCCAUCGAUAUCAUGGAGAAGACCAUGUUCCUACUUGACCACGUCGUGGACGGCUCGCUGGACGAAGGGGUGGCUUACGGCAGCUACACCUCCAAGUCCAUCACGCAGUACGUAUUCCUGGCCCUUCGGCACUUCAACCUGAACCACACUGCUAGCCCGUGGUUGAGGCAACACUUCUGGUUCUACUAUGCCACCCUGCUCCCCGGCUUCCAGCGUAGCGUUGGCAUCGCCGACUCCAACUACAAUUGGUUCUACGGGCCGGAGAGUCAGCUGGUCUUCCUGGACAGGUACGUGCUGAGGGACGGCAGUGGAAACUGGUUGGCCAAGCAGAUCCGGAGGCAUCGUCCCAAGGAUGGACCCAUGGAGCCCUCGAGCGCCCAUCGGUGGUGCACUCUGCACACCGAGUUCAUCUGGUUCGACCCCCAGCUGGUCCCUCGGCCCCCGGACCACCACGGCACCCCGAGUCUCCACGUCUUCUCCAACUGGGGGGUAGUCACCUAUGGAGGGGGCUUGCCCAACGGGCCGGGCAACACCUUUGUCUCCUUCAAGUCGGGGAAGCUGGGCGGCCGGGCGAUCUACGAGAUAGUCCACGGGUCUCCCUACUCCUGGAUCGAUGGGUGGAGGAACUUCAACCCAGGCCACGAGCACCCGGAUCAGAACUCCUUCACCUGCCCCAACGGGCAGGUGUUUGUAUCUGAGGCGCUCUACGGACCCAAGUACAGCUACCUCAACAACGUGCUGGUCUUUGGUCCCUCGCCCAGCAGCCAGUGCAACCAGCCCUGGGAAGGCCAGCUCGGAGAAUGCGGACAAUGGCUCAACUGGCUGGCCGAGGAGGCCGGGAGCUCUGGGGGGGAGCUGGUGACCGCAGAUGAACACGGGGGCAUGGUCUUCACCAGCGGCGAGGCGGCCAGGGCUUACUCCUCCUCCAUGGGCCUGCGUAGUGUCUACCGGGCACUCCUGCUCCUCAACUCCCAGACCUUGCUGGUGGUGGACCAUGUGGAGCGAAGUGUUGACUCUCCCUUGGAGCAGGCCAGCUCCUUCUUCCACAAUCUGGACAUCGACUUCAAGUACGUGCCCUACUCUGCUCCGGGGGGGCUGAACGGGGCCAUGAUGGAUGUGUGGGACGCCCAGUACAAGAUGUUCUGGUUUGACCCCGGCGGCUCCAGCCCCGAGCCCCGCCUGCAGGACACCGAGCAGGCCGCAGAGUUCAAGAAACGUUGGACCCAGUACGUCAACGUGACCUUCUCCCUGAGCGGUCCUGUCAGCCGCAUGGCCUACCUCUUCCAUGGCCCCUAUGUCCUCGUCUCCGACUGCAGGUUCCUGGACGACGGCGGGCACGGCCUCAAGGUCGGGUUGACAGUCAACGGCACGCCGGUGGUGGUGUCCCUGGCCACGCGCCACUCCGACCCCAGCGCCCGCUUCUCCUACCUGGGCUUUGGAGGGUACGCCAUGGUGGAGGAACCUCACCAAGUCACCAGGUUCGGGCUGGGGAUCACCGCCGUCCAGGGACGGCGCUCGGUGGGGGCCGUCUUCUUCCACUUCGGCAUGACGGUGAAGGCGACGGUGGCAGUAGGCUUGUGUCUGGGCUUGGGCUUGGUGGCCACCCGUUGCCGGUUCCACCUCUCCUUCGGCAAGCUGCUGCGCCUGGCCCUGUUGAUCGCGGUCACCCUCUGGCUGGUGGAAUUGGCCGUGCUGUGGACCACCUGCAGGCAGCCCCUCUGCGGUGCCAACUGGACAGGGGGAGAGCCUGGACCCGACCCCUCUCAGUGGGACCCUGUACUGGGCAAGAUGUCCCCUCUGGUGGUGGCCUCCUUGCCCGGUUCCGGGGCCGAAAUCCUCGAGCAUCUCUUCGCCAACUCCACCGACUUCCUGUAUGUCAGACUGCCCAUGGAGGAGACGGGGGCUGCUGAAAUGGACCCCUUCCUCGAUGCCUGCGAGUGGAAGGGGUCGGACGCUCAGCAGGGCCGUUACCGCCUGGUCCAGGGCUGGCUCCAGUCUCUGGUGCACGGCACCAAACUCCACCUGCAGAAUGUCCCCAUGCACCCUGGAACCAGGGGCGAUACGACCGGGGAUAAUCCCGGAGGAUCCCCCGACAAGAAGAGGAAGACCAGGAGGAAGGCCUCCUCUGCCGACCGGAGGUACAGGGAGAACGUGGAGAGGAACGCAGAUGAGGUCCACCAGUUGAGGAGACACCUGGCUUCCUAUCCCAACGCCCGGGUGGUCCUCAGUUUAAGUAGCGGGGCAUGGACCCUCAAGCUACCCUUCAUCCAGGGAGUUCUAGGGGCUUCCACUAGGACCAUGCUAGUGGUGAGGGACCCUCGGGCCUGGGUCCACUCCUUGCUCUUCAACAGCAAGCCCAGCCUCUACUCCCUGAGCAACAUGCCUCAGCGCCUCACCUCCCUCUUCCAGCGGGACGCCGCCGAGGCGUGCUCGCCUCCCUCCGCCUACGCCGUAGAGUUCGAGCGUCACCGGAGGUAUUUCUCCUCCUCUUCCAAGAACGUGGUGGCCCUCCUGGCUCACCUGUGGCUCGCCAACACCGAGGCAGCAAUGAGGGUCAACGGGAGGCUCUCGGCCGCAACCUACUUGCUGCUGAAGUUUGAAGACAUCGUCAACCGCCCCGAGGAAGCAGCCGAGAAGGUCUACACGUUCCUGGGGUUCCCGCUGCCCCCGGCUGUGCUGAACAGGAUACUCUUCACCACCUCCACCAACUUGUUCCACCUCCCGUUCGAGGGGGAGGUCUCUCCCAGCAACCUCCAUGUCUGGAGGGACAGGAUGUCCCAGCAGGACAUUAGCACUAUCGAGGACAUCUGCUGGUCAGUGAUGGCCCAGUUAGGCUACUCCAGGGUAACCAGUUGAACACCGCACUCCCAGGGGUUUCAACACCAUUGAGAUGGGACGGAGUGCACAGCGGGGUCCCUGGACCUAUUCAGACGAGGUUUCACCAGAAGGGUUUGCACAGGAGAUGGAAGAUGAAACAUAGGAGAUGGAAGGAAACCGCGACAUUUCACUGUAGCCCGGUGCACGUGACAAUAAACCAAGACUAAACUAAACAUGCGGUGCUCACUCCAAGCAGUGGUGAUUCCCACUCAAGUUCCCUUUCACACAGGUAGUUGUGGAGCCAUUAAUGGGGAUGGUGCAUGUGUGAGGGGCCCACUCAUCCUCGUUCUAAUCAUUUCUGUUCAACAGUAAGCCCAGUCUGCUCAGCAACACUCCCCAGUAUUUAGCUGCAUCCUGGACAGUAAAACUCUCAAGUAUUCCAUGUGAAGAGACUGAGCCAAAAAAAUUGAAUAUGAGGAGCUGUUCCUCCAGUUUGCAUGUGGCCUCACCCUAGUAGUGGAGGAGACCUAGGACAGAGGGGUCAGCGUGGGAAUGGGAAAGCAACCGAGAGAUCCAGCAUGCUUUGGUGGACCGAGUGCAAAUAUUCAGUGAAACGGUCGGCAAGUCUACGCUUGGUUUGCCCACAUCGGAAACGCCGGAUGCAGUUGAUGAGGUUAGAGGAGGUGCACGUGAACCUCUGUCUCACCUACAACUUCUGAAAACUUUUGGUCCUAGGGGUAUUGUAGGAUUUUGCAGAGAAGCACAUCAACAAUGAAGAGCGGUUCACGGUGGGAAAUCGAUCGAUGGAUGUGAACCAUGUGGAAACAGGAUGGUUGGAGGGGAAAUCAAUGUAAUCUUGUUACCAUGUUACACAUUGUUGGUUUUUUAUCAUCUACAUUAGCUUUGGAGCCAAGCGAGACAGGCAUGGGUCACCUCAGACCAUUAUGGUGAUCGCUAUCUGCAGAUGAUUUUUCCUGGUACUCUGCUUGUUAUAGACAUUUCGGGUACAGCUGCCACUGUAAAGCAACCUCUCUCAGCCUCUCCAGAGGUGUAAGAGUCAAACAUACAGUAUACAGGCUGACUGGUUUGUGUAGGAAGGAACUGCAUAUGCUGGUUUAUACCGAAGAAUAACACAAAAUGCUGGAGUAACUGAACGGGUCGGACAGCAUCUCUGGAGUAAAGGAAUAGCUGACAUUUCAGGUCGGAAUCUUUCUUCAGAGUCAAGACUUGAGACUGACCAAAAAUUAUCCCGUACAUUAACCUACACACACUCGGAUCAAUUUUACAGCUCACUGAACCUACUUAUCCUACAAGCCUAUUGGUCUUUGGAGUGUGGGAGCAAACCGGAGCACCCGGAGGAAACCCGCGUGAUCACAGGGAGAAUGUAUAAAGUCCAUACAGACAGUACCCAUAGUCAGGAUCAAAUGAGGGAUUCUGGCACUGUAAGUCAGCAACUCCACCAUCUCUUUUUCUCCAGAGAGGCUGCCGAAUGUGCUGAUUUACUCCAGCAUUUUGUGUCUAUCUACAGGUUCUUGCUUGGCAAGCAUUUUUACUAUCCUGCACUGUGGUUAAAAUUUAUCACUGUAAGAAUGGCAUAUCCAAAAAUGUACCAUGGAGAAGUACUUUAGAAAUGCAAUGAACUUGUAAAUGUGGUUAUCAAUGGGAAUGAACACAUCUGCCAUUGUAAAGGGUCCAACCCGAAACUUCACCUAUUCAGCGAUGAUGCCUAACCUACUAAGUUACUCCAACACUUUGGGUCUUUUUGUUUAUAAAGCAACAUUUGCAGUUCCUUGUUUCUACUUUGGGUCUUUUUCUGCCAAUGUUACAAGCCUUGCCCAAACUUUGGUCAGGUAUCCGUACAUGUUAACACAGCUUCUUUCAUAGAGUCAUAGUCAUACAGCAUUGGCCAGCUCGUCCAUGCUGACCAAGAUCUCCUAUUAGGGACGGCAAAGUGUCGCAGUGGUAGAGUUGCUGCCUUACAGCACCAGAGACCCGGAUUUAAUGCUGAUUACAGGUGCUUGGCUGUGCGGAGUUUUCACGUUCUCCCUGUGACCUGUAUGGGUUUUC
Molecule: messenger RNA, 5755 nt
Organism: Amblyraja radiata (thorny skate)
Lineage: Eukaryota; Metazoa; Chordata; Chondrichthyes; Rajiformes; Rajidae
Product: dermatan-sulfate epimerase-like protein
Molecular function (GO): chondroitin-glucuronate 5-epimerase activity
Source: RefSeq, a predicted model, not a curated record